CAAAUAAAAUCAAGAAACGUUAAAAUGACUAGCCAAAAUCAAGAAGUGCAACUUUCCAAAACGAUCCUAGAAAUGAAAUUCAUGAAGAAAACCAAAGAGAAGGUCGAGAAGGCGCUGGAAGACAAAGAAGGGAAUGCUAUGUACUCGAAUGAGAUUACUGAAGAAAUGAGACGCAGUGGGAAUUUAGUUUUCGUAUCGACGAGCAUAACUAAUUGCAAAAAUUUGAUAGACGGUAGGCUCUCAUUCGGCGGAAUGAACGCGGAUAUAGAAAAAAUUAUGGCCAACGAAUUUGCUAAACUAGUCGAACAGGAGGAGAAGAAAAAAGAAAAGGACGUUACGGACGUCGAGAUGGCGCAAGGAUACUCUACGUUAGUCAAUAACAUGGCAAAGAAGUUCAAUAAGAAAUCGAAAAACAAGAAUAAAAAAUCCAAAAAAGGAAAUGAUCAAGUUGAAUAAUUAAUAUAUCUAUAGGUAUAAUGUUUAGUACAAUUCCAGUAUAUCCUCGUAUGAUAAUCGUCUAAUUGCAUCUACAUGCUAUUUAGGAUAUUAUAUUGCGGGGGCAUAAUGGAAUAGUACCUUCUGUUCUUAUAUUUAUUCUUAGAUUAUUUUUAAUACAGUUUGGUUUUUA
Molecule: messenger RNA, 628 nt
Organism: Phyllotreta striolata
Lineage: Eukaryota; Metazoa; Arthropoda; Insecta; Coleoptera; Chrysomelidae
Source: the annotation of a GenBank genome assembly